Molecule: messenger RNA, 2249 nt
Organism: Anneissia japonica
Lineage: Eukaryota; Metazoa; Echinodermata; Crinoidea; Comatulida; Comatulidae
Exons: 5
Coding region: 1-684 (227 amino acids)
Source: RefSeq, a predicted model, not a curated record
AUGACUCGUGCAUUGGCUGGCAUGACUGGUUGGCUCGCACUUUGGCACUACUCAAUCCCCUCCAUAGAAUUAGACUUUGAGAAACAAAAAAAAUCAGAAACAUCUGAUGUGUCUCGGAGCUUUUCGGAUGAUGCUAUUGUGAAAUAUGUCGGUGACUUUGAGGAUGACAGCAGCCUUUUCCUUGAUCCUACCAUUGGAGAUGUGGUUGACAACAGUAUAGAAGAUAAAAUCAAUCCUGCGAUGGAUAGCGUGGAGUUUUCAGCCAACUCUAUGGAUGACGUGAGUCUUGCUGUAGGAAACCUUACAGUCAACGGUGGUAUUUGGCAUGAAAGAAUUGCAGAACUACUCCAUACAUUUAUGCGUAACACUCGCUUUGAUGCUAUUGCGAAAGAUGUCGGUGACUUUAAGGAUGACAGCAGCCUUUUCCUUGAUCCUACCAUUGGAGAUGAAACCAAACGUGUGUUUGACAACAGUAUAGAAGAUAAAAUCAAUCCUGCGAUGGAUAGCGUGGAGUUUUUAGCCAACCUAACAGUUCACGGUGGUAUUUGGCAUGAAAGAACUGCAGAACUACUCCAUAAAUUUAUGGAAUAUGCAUAUAACAGUCUCAGCAAUGAUCAAAAAGACCUUACAGCUACAGAACUGAUAAUCUCAACACGAAGACCAAGUCAUGCAUCACAGAGAUAAUUGUGGAACGAGGAUCUGUGUACACUGCCCUCUCAGCCCUUUACCAGCAGCAAGAUUAUUAUUCUCUCUUUCUCGAUGAAAUCAAAUGUUUUCAAGAAUGAGCCAGCAGAAGGGCUUAGCUCCACAAGAGAGGCCCUUACUUUGUAUCAUAUCGACGGGAAAGACCUGCUCUAUGAAGGUGACUCGGAGUGUAGUCCAAGAACAUCAGCUGGUAACCAAUGAGUAGUAUUAAAGUGCGAGGCAUGCAAGGCAGCGAGGCAAAACAACGAUUCAUGCGAGGCAUCGUUUUACCAUUCCCAAAAGUGAGAGGCAUAACAACAUUUAUGCGAGGCAUCGUUUUACAUGGAAAAUAUGCAGAGAACAACGAAAAUCCAAUAUUUAAUAAUUAUGCGUGAUAAUGUUAAAUAAUAAUGUAAAUUUGCUACUUAAUUUGAUUUGCAGUGGAUUUAUUUUUCUCCGCCUAGGCCUAAAGCUGCAUACAGGCAGUACAUCGCUGAUCACAAGGGCAGAUCCAAGCAGAUCUGCUGCAUUAUUUUUUCCACAUACUCUGGUUUAGGGCAGAAUUAUAGAGGGAGCUAUUUAAGGUCUUGGGUUCUUGGGUAUUCAAUCUGUUCAGAUCCUUGGGUAUUUUAUUUUUAAAAAAUAUUUUUUUUUGUCAUAGAAGAAGAAUAAAGAAGUAACAAUGUAUAUUUUCAGUCAAUUUAAGUAAACAGAAGUCAACGAAGUGCACAUAAUAUUGUUAAUUGACUUUUAAUUGCUAAAAACAUGAGUUCAGAAUUGUUUAUUGUAAUUUGCGUUGCUUUUUGAUCUUAACUAUAAUUAAUGCACACAUAAUACAACUUCGUCACUGAUCUACUGAUAACGCUACUGGCCGACUGAGAGGCGUAAUUAUCUAUCGUUCCUAUCUCCUCAUGAAUAUUAAUUUUAAUUAUUAACACAGACAAUUACAAUAAAAUAGAGUUUAUAAAAGCAAAAGGGAAACUAUACAUAUGAAAACCCCGUUUUUAAUGGAUUUUCUGGAAACUUAAUUUUGGGAAAUUUUUGUUGAAUCUUGGGUAAUUUCGUCGCAGACCUUUGGUAUAUGAAAAAUUGCGAGUGGUCACCCUGGUUUAGUGAGAUGUAUGAAUACCAGCUUCACUGUUCCCUGUGAAUACUAACUGAUGUAUUAAGCAUGACCUGAGUUUGACCGUUCGGUGUUUGUAAAUACCACCGAUUUAUAUUGCUUGCUGUAAUUAUUCCUCUACUACGAUAAUAAGUAAGACAAAGUUAGUUAACACUACAAAUGACAGGCCUACUACUACAAACAAGUUGAAUAUAAGUGUCUCAAUAGGUAAGGUUUGGUACGGUACCUAAUAUUAUAAUUAGCUGUCACAGAACCACAGGCCAGGUGUUUAUUCCAAGAUAAAGAUAAAGUGUGGUUAGAUUCCUGUUUUGUUAUAGACCGAUUAGCCACUAAAGAUGACGUCAACGAAUUUCGGUAUAAAUUCCUGUUUACAAUGCGAAGUCCUAUGAUAAUGCACUGAGUGGAGUCGAAAGUGGUGUAUAUUAAAUCGUAUAAAAUGUAA